Molecule: messenger RNA, 1400 nt
Organism: Nicotiana attenuata
Lineage: Eukaryota; Viridiplantae; Streptophyta; Magnoliopsida; Solanales; Solanaceae
Exons: 3
Coding region: 181-1101 (306 amino acids)
Source: RefSeq, a predicted model, not a curated record
UUAAUUAAAAGGUUACUUAUAUUCAUUUCAUUUCAGAUUAUUAAUUCACAUUUCAAUAAAGAAUUACCCUAUAGUAGAGUUUUAUAUAAGAAUAGUGAAAGCAAAAUCCUUAACUUUACUUCUUUCUUCAAUUCCUAACCAGUGUCACUAGUUUGCUCAUUUGAUCAAACCAAAAACAAAAUGCAUACAAAAACAGAUUCGGAGGUUACAAGCCUAGCUCCAUCUUCUCCAGACCACAACCAUCGACCAGUCUACUACGUACAGAGCCCAUCGCGCGACUCUCACGAUGGUCAGAACACAACGACGUCGUUCCACUCCACCCCUAUCCUUAGCCCUAUGGGGUCCCCACCCCACUCGGUGGGCCACCACUCUCGUGAGUCCUCCUCCAGCCGGUUCUCCGGCUCCCGGAAGAUCAACCCCAACGAUGCCGGUAAGCAGCAAAUGAGGAAAGGGCAAAAGAAAUGUGAUGUCAUUGAAGAAGAAGGGCUUCUUGAUGAUGAGGCCCAUGGUAAACCUCUGCCACGUAGAUGUUAUUUCGUUAUCUUUAUCAUUGGUUUCUUUAUUCUCUUCUCCUUCUUUGCACUCAUUCUUUGGGGUGCUAGUCGUCCUCAGAAGCCCAAAAUCACCAUGCGGAGCAUCAAAUUUGACAGAUUCGGUAUACAAGCUGGUUCUGACGGUACAGGAGUAGCCACUGACAUGAUCUCCAUGAAUGCUACCGUGAAAUUCCUUUAUCGUAACACUGGAACAUUCUUCGGUGUACAUGUUACAUCAUCACCCAUUGAUCUCUCCUAUUCAGAACUCACUCUUGGAUCAGGAACAGUGAAGAAAUUCUACCAAUCAAGAAAGAGUCAAAGAGUUGUAUCCGUAUCACUCAUAGGGAAUAAGAUUCCUUUGUAUGGAAGUGGAGCAAGUUUGAGCACCCCAACUGGGACGACAAGCCUGCCUGUGACACUUAAAUUGAACUUCAUGCUAAAAUCAAGAGCUUAUGUUUUGGGUAAAUUGGUGAAGCCUAAGUUUUACAAGACCAUUGAUUGUUCAAUUAAUUUUGAUCCCAAGAAGCUUAAUGCUGCCAUCAAAUUAAAGAAUUGUACAUAUACUUGAUUAAGCAGUUGGUAAAGUUCUGAGCUUUCCAGUUUUAUUGUCAAUGAAGAAGAGUAGAUGGGUAGUGAGUGGGAGUCUCCGGACAACGUCUAAUAGGGUGGAAAAUGAAGAGUACAGGCUGAAAUUGAUAUGGCUUUGCUUGAAUUGUUCAGCCAAUUUUUUUAUAGGAAUUGAAAAGAGGGAUUAUUUGAUAUGUUAAUUUAUCCUGUGUAAUAUUAUGUCUCACACAGUAGAUUGAAUUGUUUAUUUGUUUGAAGAAUUGCAGCAUUAUUAAAUUAAUACCGUAAUGUUAGUGGUUU